Rotaria sp. Silwood1 is the source of this 2469-nucleotide messenger RNA. The record is from the annotation of a GenBank genome assembly. NCBI's taxonomy places the organism in Eukaryota, Metazoa, Rotifera, Eurotatoria, Philodinida, Philodinidae.
AUGCAGAAUUUGGUAUCGAAUAUAAAAGGUAAAUUGGUUGGUAAUACAACCGAAACAAGUCCUAAUGAAAAAUUAUCACCAACUUCAACGGAAUCAUACGGUUUUCGUCAAGUACAUAUACCUGAAGCUAAAAUAGGCUUAGGUUCAACAGAAGCUGAUUUGAUUUAUAUGGUAAAAAAAUAUCUUGAAAUUGUUGGACUUAUCGUUAUUGUUUGGGUAGUUGGUUAUUUACGAUUUAGUGUUUCAUGGAUUUUACUUAUUGUAUUUAUAUAUUUAUUUCGUCAACGUCAACGAGCACUAUCUAAAGAAAGACAUAAAAUGAUUAGUGAAAUAAAUGAUAGUGAAGAACGAUAUAUAAAAGCUCGUUUAGAUGAAUUACCAUCAUGGGUUUUUUUUCCUGAUGUUGAACGAGCUGAAUGGUUAAAUCGAAUAAUAAAACAAGCAUGGCCAUAUGCAAAUAAAUAUCUUGAUAAAGCUAUUUUUCAUGAUGUUAUGAUUCCAAUGAUUCGUAGUACUUCACCAGCUUUAUCAGAUUUUUCAUUUGAUAGACUUGAUCUUGGUGAAAUUCCACCAAGAAUUGGUGGUGUAAAAGUUUAUACAGAUAAUGUUCGAGAUCAAAUAAUGAUGGAUAUUGAAGUUUUUUAUGCUGGUGAUGCACGUAUUAAAGCUAAUGUAAAAGGUAUUGUAUGUGGAAUUAAAGAUAUACAAUUUGUUGGUGAUAUACGAAUUAUAUUAAGUCCAUUAAUUAAUACAAUACCAAUAGUUGGUGCUGUUACUUAUUUUUUUCUUCGAAAACCAAGUAUUGAUUUUAAAUUAACAGAUGCUGGAACAUUAGUUGAUAUACCUGGUCUUAAUGAUUUAAUGCUUGUUCAAAUAAAUGAUAUUGUUGCAUCAAUGAUGGUUUUACCUAAUCGACAAGUUUUUCCUUUAGUUUCAGAUUUACAAAUUGGACAUUUACGAUGGUCAAAUCCUGAAGGUGUUGUUCGAGUUAUUGUUAUAAAAGCAAAAGAUCUUGUUAAAGCUGAUAUACAAAUUCUUGGUCAAGGAAAAAGUGAUCCAUUUGUUAAAGUUAAAGCUCAAGGUAAUGUGGAAUAUAAAACAAAAACAAUUAAUAAUACAACAACACCACAAUGGAAUGAAGUAUUUGAAUUUGUUGUUGAACAAUCUGAAAGUGAUGCAGUGGAAUUUGAAGUAUAUGAUGAAGAUCCUGGUAAAGAUGAUUUUCUUGGAAGGGCUCAAUAUCCAAUAAAUACAUUAGUUGGUAAAGAAGCUGUUGAUACUUGGUUAACAUUACAAGAUGUGAAAAAAGGUUCAAUAAAUGUUUGCCUUCAAUAUUUUUCAUUAACUACACAAAAAUCUGCUAUUGAUAUUAUGGAAAAAGUUAAUAGUCAAAAGAUUAAACAAGAAAAAUUAUCUAAAGCACUUCUUAUUGUUUUUAUUGAUCGAUGUACUAAUCUUCCUAGUUCAAAAAAAACUCGUCGAGAACCAAAUCCAUUUUGUCGAAUUAAAGUUGAUUCAAUUGAACGUAAAACUCAAACAUUUGAAAAUCAAACAAAUCCAUUAUUUGAACAUAUAUCACAAAUAUUAUGUUCAAAUCCUUUACAACAACAAUUAACUAUUGAAGUAUGUGAUGCACGUUCAAAUAAUGAUAUAAUUGGUAUUUUUCAAUUACCUAUUAAACAAAUAUAUGAUACAGAUACAAUGAUUAUUGAUUCACAAGCAUUUCCAUUAAAAGGUGUAUCUGAACCUUUAGAUAAUGUUUCAAUUAUUCUUCGUUUAACUCUUAAUAUUUUAUGUCCUGGACGUUCAAGUCCAUUAUCAGAAAUAUCAUCAAUAAAUAGUGAUAGUUCAGUUGAUAAUUUCACCAAAGAUUCAUUAAAUCAAGCAUCACCUACAGAUGUUUCUUCAAAUCCUCUUCAUCAACUUACUUCAUCUGUUCCACUUACACAAUCAAGAAAAAGUUCACCAAGUGACAAUAAAACUCUUUUAAUUUCUGAUGAUCCUGAUCUUAAUUCAACACCAUAUGGCAUGAUAAAACUUGGUAUUAAUUAUGCUAUUAAUAGAAAAUCUUUAUCUGUAACUGUAUAUGCAUGCAAAAAUCUUAUUAAUGUUCAUCGUGAAAAUUUACCAGAUCCAUAUGUACGUGUUUAUUUAAUGCCUGAUUUUAAGAAAGAUAAAAAGAAAACAAAAUCUGUUCAUGAUACACUCAAUCCAACUUAUGAUGACUUAUUUGAAUGGGCAGCAUCAUUAGCCGAUAUACGUCGACAACAUCUUUUUAUAAGUCUUAAAAAUAAUUCACCUUUAUUUAAACAAGAAGAAACAUAUAUGGGAGAAAUUGAAAUUAAUUUAUCAAAUCUUGAUCCAGAAAAAACUAGUAUAGCUUGGUAUGCUUUACAAGAACCAAAUACAAGUGCUAGUGGAAUAAUGAAAAUAAAAUAUGAUACAAGUGACUCUAAAACACAAUUUUAA